This is a messenger RNA of Rotaria sp. Silwood2, 1038 nucleotides long. NCBI's taxonomy places the organism in Eukaryota, Metazoa, Rotifera, Eurotatoria, Philodinida, Philodinidae. The record is from the annotation of a GenBank genome assembly.
AUGGAAUAUUCAUGUGUUGGAUUUAACGAUUUACCUGAUGAAAUCCUUAUGAUUAUUUUCAAAAAAAUGAACAAUUUUGAAGUGCUUUAUUCUUUACAAGGUGUUAAUCAACGAUUAAAUAAAAUUGUUCAAGAUUCGCCUUUUACAAGUCGUUGGACUUUUGUCAAAAGAUGCUCAGAUAAUUUUAUCGAUGUAUUUCGUUAUAAUAUGAUGUUUAAUCGAUUUUGUUCACAAAUUUUACCUGAAAUUCAUGAUAAAAUCAAAUGGCUUGAUCUUGAAUCAUCAUCUAUGAACAAUGUUUUAUGUGCUGUUGAUUAUCCUAAUUUAUAUGGUCUUGGCCUUUAUAAUAUUAAUGAAGAGUCAGCUCGAUCUCUUAUUACUGUACAAUGUUUUGAUGAUUGUCUUUAUCUUCUCGAUGGUCGAUUUAAUCAACUUCAUACACUCUGUGUUGAUUUGGUUCAUAUUAAUCAUCCAGAGGAAAUUAAAAAUCAAGGUGAUUUACCAAAUCUAAAGUGUUUUUCUCUGUCCUGUUAUUUAGCAAUAAGUUUUUACGAUGAAUUGAUCCUACCACUUCUAUAUCGAAUGUCAAAUCUAGAACAGCUUGGUUUGUAUAUUGCAACUACUAUGAAUACAACAUUUAUUGAUGGAAAUCAUUUAAAGAGAGAUAUUAUUAAUCGUAUGUCACUAUUAAAUCAAUUUACAUUUUAUAUUCAUUCAUUCAUAUUUAUUUCUAAUCAAUUGUAUUGUCCAUCAACAGAAAAUAUUCAACGCACAUUCAUUGACUUUCUAAAUAAUAAUAUAAUUUCUUAUGUUGAUUACUUUCCAGAAGCAAAACAAUGUCAAUGUCAUAUUUACUCUUAUCCAUCUUUUACGCCAUAUUACGACAAUAUUACAAAUAAUUUUCCAGGUGGAUUAUACAAAUAUGUUCGUGUAAUAUCAUUAUUUGAUGAAUAUCCUUUUGAACAUGAAUUUUUUCUUCGAAUUCAAAAAUCAUUUCCAUUUGUACAAGAAUUAAUUGUCAUUAAUUAUAAAUCAUAA